This is a messenger RNA of Paramecium tetraurelia, 1213 nucleotides long. RefSeq lists its product as uncharacterized. The transcript is spliced from 5 exons. Gene Ontology annotation, biological process: mitotic DNA damage checkpoint signaling; protein phosphorylation. Gene Ontology annotation, cellular component: nucleus; cytoplasm. The record is from RefSeq and is a predicted model, not a curated record. Lineage: Eukaryota; Ciliophora; Oligohymenophorea; Peniculida; Parameciidae. Gene Ontology annotation, molecular function: ATP binding; protein serine/threonine kinase activity.
AUGAAAUAAAGUGGACUAUUGCCGUAUUUCAAUUCUGAGUUCUCAAACUAACAAACCCAGAAAACAGAAAGGGAAAAAUCGAAAACCACUUCCUAAAAAUAAGAACAUAAGGGAGAAGUGUAUUCCUUAAGUCCCUUGUAACUCACCUAAAAUACAAUCCCGGUUGACUAAAUUGAAUUCUAGGGUUAGGUGUAGAAUAACAAUUAAACAAAAUAUAAUUGCUCUGUCUCCUCUUUUCACUAUUCUUUAACAAAGACUUAACUCAUAUAAACAACUAUAAAAGUAUUCCAUGAGAAAUAUAAAGUUAUGAAGAUUUUAAAAGAAAAUAAAUUGUGUCAAAUUGUAUAAUGUAAAAAUAAAUAAACUAAAGAAUUAUUUAUAGCAAAAAUCUGUAUCAAGUGGCAAAAUUCUUAAAUCGUCAGCGAAAUUGGAGUUUCCAAGACUUUAUUAAAGUAGCCCCAUUCAAGUUUAAUGAAGUUAUAAGAAAUGUUUACUGACUAGGAUACUCACAUCUUUAUAUAUGAGUAUAUGAAAGGAGGUACUCUAUUAGAAUACAUUCAAAAGAGAUAACUUAAAUUAGAUGAAAAGGAGAUUAGAUCUAUAUUUAAAUAGCUCCUUAAAGCCUUAAAACAUUUACAUUCUCUUAAUAUUAUACAUAGAGACCUAAAAUUAGACAAUAUUAUGUUUAAAGUAAAAGGAGAUGUCAAAUCGCUAAAACUAAUUGAUUAUGGGUUUACAACAUUUUUGUCAGACACCAAGAAUAUGGAAUUCAGAUGUGGAACUCCUGGUUAUGUUGCCCCAGAAAUCUUUUAAGAAUAGAUACUAUACAAUUAACUAUGUGACAUUUAUAGUUUAGGAGCUAUAGCGCACAUUCUAGCUACUGGAAAGCGUAUAUAUUCUUCAAAUUUGACUUCAAAAGAAAUAUGUGAAUUUAAUAAAAAAAACCAAUAUGAAAUCAGUGAGAAUCUCAAAUGUCCUUUGUUGUUAGAUCUUAUUACUUAAAUGCUAAAAGAAUUCAGUAAUAGACCAUCGGCUUAAGACUGUUUAAUACAUCCCUAUUUUAUAAAACUAUCAUCAUUAAAUUAGUCUUAAGAACGAAUAAAUUAAUAAAUAUAUAAUCUUGCCUUUCCAUAAUUUAAAAAUCCUUUUUAAUCUGUUGAAUAAUGUAAAUGAUUCAGUAUAAAAUACUAUCUUAUAAUAUAAAAUAAAUAAA